AUGUCGGCGUCUCCGCCGCCGCCCGAGGACGCCGUGCCUCUGGCGGGCGUCGGCGCCGUCGCCGUCGCCGGCAACGACAAGGUCCUCGCCGCGGCGCACCACAUCGUCAAGUCGCUCGCCACCUCCAAGAACGCCGCCGACGACAUGAUCCGCAUCCUCUCGGGCUUCGACUACCGCCUCUCCACCAUCACCUCCGACCUCUUCCACUCGCCCUCGCCCUCCCACUCCCACUCCCCGACCCACGCCGCCUCCUCGGAGGCCGAGGGCCUCUCUCUGCUGGAUUUCGACGACGCGGCGCAGCUCAUCCACCUCUGGGACACCACCCCGGAGGCGCUCGUCUUCGAGGCCCCCGAGGACGACGCCACGCACUACCUCGCGGCGGUCGACGUCGCCGUCGACCACCUCGCCGCCGGGGGCCCCGCAGCCGCCUCGGGCCGCGCGGGCGUCGCCGUGCAGCUCGCCAUGGCGCGCCUCGAGGACGAGCUCCGCCACCUCAUGCUCCGCCACGCCGUGCCGCUCGACGCCAGCGGCCUCUACUGCUCGCUCCGCCGCCUCUCGCUCGAGUCCAUGGACGACCUCGACACCUCCUCCGAGUUUGACCCCACCACCCCGCACAGCCAGGAGGGCGCGCCAGAUACCGCCCGCAGCGCCAGUCUCGUGGGGAACCCCUUCGACGACCAGCUGUUCGACCUGGUGCGGCCUGACGCUGUUGAUGAGCUGCGCGCCAUUGCUGAGCGGAUGGGGCGCGCUGGCUAUGCAAGUGAACUCGUGCAGGUUUACUGCGGCAUCCGCCGGGACCUGCUUGAUGAGUGCCUCACAGUUCUGGGCGUCGAGCGGCUCAGCAUCGACGAGGUUCAGCGUGUGGAGUGGAAACAGCUGAAUGACAAGAUGAAGAAGUGGGUGCAUGGCGUCAAGACGGUUGUCCGUUCCCUGCUGACAGGCGAGUAUCGGCUCUGCGACCAGGUGCUCGCAGUGUCUGAUGAGCUGCGGAACGAGUGCUUUGUUGAAUCCACCAAGGUUUGCAUAAUGCAGAUUCUUAACUUUGGGGAUGCUGUGGCUGUGUGCCCUCGUUCGCCGGAGAAAGUGUCCCGGAUUCUUGAUAUGUAUGAGGCACUUGCCGAGGUAAUUCCUGAGCUCAAGGAACUCUACUAUGGGACUCCUGGGGAUGAUGUGAUCUGUGAUUUGGAGGGUGUCCUUGGGAGGCUUGGGGAUGCAGUCAAGGGUAACCUUCUUGAGUUUGGGAAGGUUCUACAGCAGGAGUCGUCACGCCGGCCUAUGAUGGCUGGUGAGAUCCACCCAAUCACACGUUAUGUGAUGAACUAUCUUAGGUUGUUGGUCGUUUACAGUGAUACGCUUGACAAACUCUUGGAUGAGGAUGCUGCCGGAGAUGCUGAUCAUAAUGCUUCAAAUGGAGGUGCUGAUGAUGAUGAGGAGUAUCUGCAGAGCUUGACCCCACUUGGACAUCGCUUGGUGAAGCUCAUGUCUUACUUGGAGGCCAAUUUGGAGGAAAAAUCUAAACUGUACGAGGACGGUGCACUCCAGUGUAUAUUUUCCAUGAAUAAUACACUUUAUAUUGUCCAAAAGGUGAAGGAUUCUGAGCUUGGGAGGAUUUUAGGGGAUCAUUGGACACGGGGGCGCCGUGGAAAGAUUCGGCAAAAUUCCAAGAGCUACCUUAGGAUAUCGUGGACAAAGGUUUUGUCCUAUCUCAAGGAUGAUGGUCAUGGCAGUGGGAGUGUAAGUCUUGGGAAUUCAAGCUCGAGGGUCAAAGAGAAAUUUAAGAACUUCAACUUUGCCUUUGAUGAGAUUUACAGGAGUCAAACGCUUUGGAAGGUACCGGAUCCUCAACUCCGCGAAGAGCUCAAGAUAUCUAUAUCUGAAAAUGUGAUUCCAGCAUAUCGUGCUUUUCUGGGUAGAUAUGGUAGUCUAGUGGAUAAUGGAAGAAAUUCUGGUAAAUACAUAAAGUACACCCCAGAGGACUUGGAAAAUCAACUGUCUGAUCUUUUCGAAGGGUCACUAGGGUCUGCCAACCAUUCCAGAAGAAGGUUAUAG
Messenger RNA from Triticum turgidum subsp. durum (durum wheat), 2049 nucleotides. Lineage: Eukaryota; Viridiplantae; Streptophyta; Magnoliopsida; Poales; Poaceae. The record is from the annotation of a GenBank genome assembly.